AGGAGCCCGAGGCGAAAAAGUAGCUGUCAAAUGCGCGGCUCCUUUAAGCGGAGCCCUCAGUCCGGCUCGGAGAGUCAUGGCGACCACAGCGUCUAACCACUACAGCCUGCUUACCUCCAGCUCGCCCAUGGUGCACGCCGAGCCGCCGGGGAGCAUGCAGCCCGGCGCCGGCUACAGAGACGCCCAGGCGCUGGUGCAGGCGGACUACGCGCUGCAGACUAACGGGCAUCCGCUCAGCCACGCUCACCAGUGGAUCACGGCGCUGUCCCACGGCGGCGGUGGCGGCGGCGGCGGCGGGGGAGGCGGCGGCGGCGGCGGCGGGGGAGGCAACGGCGGGGACUCGCCGUGGUCCCCCAGCCCGCUGGGCCAGCAGGACAUCAAGCCCUCGGUGGUGCAGGCCGGCAGUCGGGGCGACGAGCUCCAGCAGCAGCAGCAGCAGCAUCACCAGCAGUCGCAGCAGCAGCAGCAGCAAGGCAGACCCCCGCACUUGGUCCACCACGCCGGGAGCCACCACGCCGCCGUGGCCGCGGCCGUGGCUUGGAGGACCGGCGGCGCGGCUCACCUGCCGCCCGGCAUGGCUGCGGCCAACGGCGGCGGCCAAGGCGGGCUGCUCUACUCUCAGCCGCCGGGCUUCACGGUCAACGGGAUGCUGGGCUCCGGCCAGCCGGGCAUGCACCAUCACAGCCUGCGGGAUGCCCACGAGGAGCCCCCGCCGCCUCCGCAGCAGCCCCCGCCGCCGCCCCCUCACCACCCGGACCACCUCUCGCAGCAGCAGCAGCAGCAGCAGCCCCAGCACCCGCACCACCACCCGCACGGGGGCCCCCCGCCGCCCCCCCACCACCCCCACCACCACCAAGAGGCGCACUCGGACGAGGACACGCCGACCUCGGACGACCUGGAGCAGUUCGCCAAGCAGUUCAAGCAGCGGCGGAUCAAACUGGGAUUUACCCAAGCGGACGUGGGCUUGGCCCUGGGCACCCUCUACGGCAACGUCUUCUCGCAGACCACCAUCUGCAGGUUCGAGGCGCUGCAGCUGAGCUUCAAGAACAUGUGCAAGUUGAAGCCUUUGUUAAACAAGUGGCUGGAGGAGGCGGACUCCUCGUCCGGCAGCCCCACCAGCAUAGACAAGAUCGCGGCGCAGGGGCGCAAGCGGAAAAAGCGCACCUCCAUCGAGGUGAGCGUCAAGGGCGCCCUCGAGAGCCAUUUCCUCAAGUGCCCCAAGCCCUCCGCCCAGGAGAUCACCUCGCUGGCGGACAGCCUCCAGCUCGAGAAGGAGGUGGUCCGCGUGUGGUUUUGUAACAGGAGACAGAAAGAGAAACGCAUGACUCCCCCGGGAGGGGCUCUGCCGGGAGCCGAGGACGUGUAUGGGGCCAGCAGGGACACGCCGCCGCCGCACCAUGGGGUACAGACUCCUGUGCAGUGAAC
This is a messenger RNA of Crotalus tigris (Tiger rattlesnake), 1425 nucleotides long. It is a transcript of the gene POU3F2, whose product is annotated as POU class 3 homeobox 2. Gene Ontology annotation, biological process: brain development; regulation of transcription by RNA polymerase II. The transcript has a single exon. The coding region runs from base 77 to 1423 and encodes 448 amino acids. The record is from RefSeq and is a predicted model, not a curated record. Gene Ontology annotation, cellular component: nucleus. NCBI's taxonomy places the organism in Eukaryota, Metazoa, Chordata, Lepidosauria, Squamata, Viperidae. Gene Ontology annotation, molecular function: RNA polymerase II cis-regulatory region sequence-specific DNA binding; DNA-binding transcription factor activity, RNA polymerase II-specific.